Monopterus albus (swamp eel) is the source of this 2746-nucleotide messenger RNA. RefSeq names its product phosphatidylinositol-5-phosphate 4-kinase, type II, gamma a (gene pip4k2ca). Gene Ontology annotation, biological process: phosphatidylinositol phosphate biosynthetic process. Gene Ontology annotation, molecular function: 1-phosphatidylinositol-4-phosphate 5-kinase activity; 1-phosphatidylinositol-5-phosphate 4-kinase activity. The record is from RefSeq and is a predicted model, not a curated record. Gene Ontology annotation, cellular component: plasma membrane. The transcript is spliced from 10 exons. Lineage: Eukaryota; Metazoa; Chordata; Actinopteri; Synbranchiformes; Synbranchidae. The coding region runs from base 297 to 1544 and encodes 415 amino acids.
GUUGAUAAUAACAUGGAUGGGCUCGAGGGGGCGGUGGUGGACUGUCAGCGGUUUUCCAGAGUUAUGCUGUUAGCCAUGAACGGAUGAAGUUAAGUGACUUAAUGAUUCAUCGAGCAAGAUUAAACGUUAAAUUGUGAGUUAUUCUCCACGGGUGAUUUUUGGAUUUCGUCGCCGUGUGCACGGAGGAGGCGUGUUAACGGUAGUGUAGUUAGCUAAGUUACGGUAUCGUUAGCCAUCAAGAAGAAGUGUCACCGCUUGCACCAGCUCUCUCAGCAGGGGACGAGGAGAGCCUGUCUAUGGUCAUGGCUAGCUCGGGGGCCACAUCUAGUCCUAUGGUGAACCUGGCGCCUAAGACUAAAACGAAGAAGAAACAUUUUGUGCAGCAGAAGGUGAAAGUGUUUCGGGCCAGUGACCCCGUCCUGAGUGUCUUUAUGUGGGGCGUCAAUCACUCGAUCAAUGAUCUCAGCCAGGUGCCUGUUCCUGUCAUGCUGCUGCCUGAUGACUUUAAAGCCAACACCAAGAUCAAAGUCGACAACCACCUCUUCAAUAAAGAAAACCUUCCAGGACACUUCAAGUUCAAAGAGUACUGUCCUCAGGUUUUCCGAAAUCUAAGGGAACGGUUUGGCAUUGAGGAUCUGGACUAUCAGGUGUCGCUGACCCGUAGCCCUCCAGCGAGGAGUGUUGACGACCAGGGAGAGGGUCUGCUCCUCAACUGCUAUGACCGAACACUGGUCAUCAAGCAGAUCUCCAGUGAGGAUGUUGCAGACAUGCACAGCAUCCUGUCUGAGUAUCACCAGCACAUAGUGAAGUGUCAUGGCAGCACCCUGCUACCACAGUUCCUGGGGAUGUAUCGGGUGAGCGUGGACAGCGAGGAGGCCUACCUGAUUGUCAUGAGGAACAUGUUCAGCCACAGGCUGGUAGUACACAGGAAGUACGACCUGAAGGGGUCUCUGGUGGCUCGUGAGGCAAGUGACAAAGAAAAGGAAAAAGAGCUUCCUACCUUCAAAGACAUGGAUUUCAGGAACAACAUGCAGAAGGUGUACGUGACUGAGGAGCAGAAGGAAAAGUUGAUGGAGAAGCUCAACAGGGACGUGGAGUUUCUAGUGAAGCUGAAGAUCAUGGAUUACAGCCUGCUGCUCGGUAUCCAUGACGUGGGCCGAGGUGAACGGGAGGAGGAGGGUGAAGAGGUUUCCAACGAGGAGGAACAGGAAGCAGAGAAUGGCCUGGCUCUGGGCCCGACUGUGGGCUCUUACGGCGCCUCUCCAGAAGGAAUCGCCGGUUACAUGUCUUCCUACAAACCUCUGGGGCCUGGGGAGUUUGACCCCAUUGUCGAUGUGUAUGCAGUUGGGAGCUGCCCAGGAGCCCCUCAGAGGGAGGUCUACUUCAUGGGCCUGAUUGAUGUACUUACUCAGUAUGACACCAAGAAGAAAGCGGCUCAUGCCGCAAAAACUGUCAAACACGGGGCUGGUGCUGAAAUCUCCACAGUGCACCCCGAGCAGUACGCCAAGCGUUUUCGUGACUUCAUCUCAAAUAUUUUUGCAUAACACUGAGCACACUGCCUCAAGUCAUUGUAGCUGAAAGCUAAAAGUGAGUGCUACUGUUGACCAAAAAUAGCAUGCACGCACAGAUCAUUUAAACUUUAUUAUCUGAGGCAAGACUACUUGCUUAUGAUGGCGCAUUAUAAUGUACUUCUUAAGAUACAUAUUUAUUUUUAAGAUAUAUUUCUUAUAGAUAUUAAGCACUCUUAAUGGAAGAACUCUAGAGCAAUAAGGCACAUGGCAACAAACUGCUGCCGAUCAGUGUUCACUGUGAUAGACCACAUCAGUGAUAGAUCAAAUAUCUUUGUUUUUUUAAUGCCACUUUACUCUGGGUCCCCAAGGAUGAACUAAACUUAAGUGAAGACUCUGAUGUAAUUAGAAAUAUGUUUAGUCACUGCAAUGUCUAGAGUUAAAUGAGAAGAUCAUUACCACAUUCACAUCUGUCCAUGAAAUGUGAAGCUAUAGCCCCCAAGCUGUUAGCCUAGUUUAGCCAAAGACUGGAAACUGUAUCUAGCAGCACCUCUAAAGCUCGAUGAUGGGUUAGAGGCUUCCUGAAGUCUUGAGAAACUGGCCCGGUCAAUAAUGAUCUGGCUCAUUACCCACUGUAAAACCUUGUUUCAGUUUUUUCUACAGAUUAAACAAGAUAGAACCUGUUAACUAGUGAACUUUAAAGAGUAGCUACACCUCACUGCACUGUAUAUGGAAUCACAUUGCUGGUAUAUGAUGCUAAUAUACGGUAGGCCUUUUAUAUUUGCAUCAACAUUCAUAUUAUGUGUAAAAGGAAAAAAAAAAAGAAUUUAGCUAGUUUAUGUAACCGUGGAUUUGAAGGCUCAGCACAGUAAAUGCUCUGCUCCCCCCACGGCUCUAUAGCGACACUCCCACAGACGUACACAUCAGAAAGCUUCUCGUGGUAGUGCCACACAGUUUGUAGUCACAAGGUGUUUCUCCCUCGCUCUUCUGUUGCAUGUUUUUUUAUGUUGGGAGAAAGGCAUCUAGCAAAAUGUGAGUGUUUAGUUACGUUUUUAAAGCUGCUGUGUACACAGAUUCAGCUUCUUUGGACGGAGCCAAUCUAGCUGUUUCUGGUCUUUGUUAUAAGGUGAGCUACAUAUUUAACAGAGAGGUGUGUGUCAAAAGGACACUCCACUGAUUUACCUUUGCACUCCUAGAAUGCUAAACUCGCAGUGGAUGGUUGAAAAAUGAUUCCACAU